Messenger RNA from Linum tenue, 660 nucleotides. NCBI's taxonomy places the organism in Eukaryota, Viridiplantae, Streptophyta, Magnoliopsida, Malpighiales, Linaceae. The record is from the annotation of a GenBank genome assembly.
AUGCAUGAUUAUGAGGCCUUUACAUCUGACGAAACCAUUCAGGAAAUGUAUUCCAGAUAUACUGUUUAUAUAAAUAAACUCAACGGGCUAGGAAGAACAUUUGAAUCAAAAGACCUAAACAGGAAAAUUCUCAGAUCAUUGCCAAAAGAGUGGUUGCCCAAACGCACUGCUAUUAAGGAAGCAAAGGAUCUGAGAAUGUUGUCUAUACAGGAAUUAAUUGGUUCACUGCUUAGUCAUGAACCCGUCAUAGAACAGGUAGGUAGAGACGAUGAUAAACGUCGGAGGAGUCUAUCUUUUAAAACUCAUUAUAUGGACUUUGAGUAUGAUAUUGAUUCAAAUUCUAAUUUUGAGAAAGAAUUUGCCUUAACUAGCAAGAAGUUUCAUCGUAUGUUAAAAUAUAAGAAUGAACUAAAGAAAAUUAAUUCGAAUAAAGCAAAUUCUUUUGAGCGUGACAAAUUUAUUCAAGAUAGAUUGCCUUAUCAGCAGACCAGAGAAACAAGUGCAGGUUUGCAGAAUAAAGAUCCACAAGCAUGUUACAAAUGCGGAAAGAGUGGACACAUCAGAUCAAACUGCCCCCUGACACUUAAGGCAAAAGAAAGAGUCAUGAUGGCCUCAUGGAGUGACUAUGAAUCUGAGUUAGAGAAUGAGCAUGCCGAUUAA